ACAAUUUUCUCAAUUUCAAACUCUAGCGGCAAAGCAACCCUGUUUUGGUGCAAAUUACUGGCAGAAAACAUUUAAAACGAACAAAAAUUAAAAUGGAAAACGAGAUGCAGGGAUUGUUUAGUGACCCGUCGCUGGAGCGCCACUUUACGGGCCACUCGGGCGGCAUCACGCAGCUGCGCUUCAGUCCCGACGGCGCCCAGAUCGCCACUUCUUCGACGGACGCCUCCGUGAUCCUGUGGAACCUCAGCCAGGCCGCCCGCUGCAUCCGCUUUGCCUCGCACUCGGCGGCGGUGAACGGGGUGGCAUGGUCGCCCAAGGGCAACCUGGUGGCCUCCGCCGGACACGAUCGCACGGUGAAGAUCUGGGAGCCCAAGUUGCGCGGCGUUUCCGGGGAGUUUGUGGCCCACAGCAAGGCGGUGCGCAGCGUGGACUUCGAUUCCACUGGACACCUGAUGCUCACCGCCUCGGAUGACAAGUCGGUCAAGAUGUGGCGCGUGGUCAGGAGGCAGUUUGUUACCUCCUUUGCCCAGCAGAACAACUGGGUGCGCAGCGCCAAGUUCAGUCCCAAUGGCAAACUGGUGGCCACCGCCAGCGAUGACAAAUCGGUGCGCAUUUACGAUGUGGACAGUGGCGAGUGCGUUCGCACCUUCGCCGAGGAACGAGCGGCUCCACGGCAACUGGCCUGGCAUCCUUGGGGCAACAUGUUGGCCGUGGCCCUCGGCUGCAACCGGAUCAAGAUAUUCGACGUGGCCGGGAGCCAGCUGUUGCAGCUAUACGUGGUGCACUCGGCGCCGGUCAACGAUGUGGCCUUCCACCCCAGCGGACACUUUCUGCUCUCCGGCAGCGAUGACCGCACCAUCCGCAUCCUGGACCUACUGGAGGGCAGACCCAUCUAUACAUUAACCGGCCAUACGGACGCGGUGAACGCGGUGGCCUUCAGUCGGGAUGGAGAUAAGUUUGCCACCGGCGGUAGUGAUCGGCAGCUUCUGGUCUGGCAAUCGAAUCUGCACACCUACGACGCCUCCCAGUUCGAGGCCAAAUCGGCCCUGGCCUCUUCCGGUUGCGACACCAGUGCCGUCUCCUCGAAACAGAGCCUAGCCAGUGGCACCUCCAAGUCCAAUGACCUGAGUAUUCGCAUAGAUCCGCGCCAAUCGCAGGCCUACCAGCUGUCAGAGGAGAACUUCCAGGUGCUCGACAGUAAACACUCGAAUCAGCCGCAGAACGCUCAGGAAAACAUCCUGGGCCGUGGCAUGGACUUCAAGCCGCAAAGCCCGCGCUUCUUCUAACUCAAAUGAUCAGUAGCCCUUGACGCACAUAACUAGCCGAACUUUCCGCAGGUGCUGGACGUGUCCUUCGAAUCUGGCUCGGAGUCGUGUUCCUGCUCCGCGCAGCUGGAGGAGAUCACAAAGCUGUUGGCCUUGAUCGAUGAGCGUGUGCGGCGUUUAGAGGGGAUAUACUCUUUGUAGCUAUAUAAGCGCCUUAGUAUAGUUUAACCUAAUAUAAUUAAUACAACUAAUAUAAUUCGUUGUGCAUUACGAUGACCAUAAUUUAAAA
Drosophila subpulchrella is the source of this 1554-nucleotide messenger RNA. It is a transcript of the gene Poc1, whose product is annotated as POC1 centriolar protein homolog. Gene Ontology annotation, biological process: cilium assembly. Bases 93 to 1286 code for a protein of 397 amino acids. NCBI's taxonomy places the organism in Eukaryota, Metazoa, Arthropoda, Insecta, Diptera, Drosophilidae. The record is from RefSeq and is a predicted model, not a curated record. Gene Ontology annotation, cellular component: ciliary basal body; centriole. Gene Ontology annotation, molecular function: protein binding. The transcript has 2 exons.